This is a messenger RNA of Lepus europaeus (European hare), 1973 nucleotides long. RefSeq names its product ERCC excision repair 8, CSA ubiquitin ligase complex subunit (gene ERCC8). The record is from RefSeq and is a predicted model, not a curated record. Gene Ontology annotation, biological process: transcription-coupled nucleotide-excision repair; proteasome-mediated ubiquitin-dependent protein catabolic process; protein polyubiquitination. The transcript has 12 exons. Gene Ontology annotation, molecular function: protein binding. Lineage: Eukaryota; Metazoa; Chordata; Mammalia; Lagomorpha; Leporidae. The coding region runs from base 51 to 1241 and encodes 396 amino acids. Gene Ontology annotation, cellular component: nucleotide-excision repair complex; Cul4A-RING E3 ubiquitin ligase complex.
GACCUCUGUCAUGGCGGCGUCUGGUGCUCUGACACCGGUGAGGAAACGCGAUGCUGGGGUUUUUGUCCGCGCGACAGGUGGGUUUAGAGGACCCUGUUCGCCUCCGGAGAGCAGAGUCUACACGGAGGGUUUUGGGACUGGAGUUAAACAAAGACAGAGAUGUUGAAAGAAUCCAUGGCAGUGGAGUUAACACCCUUGACAUCGAACCUGUUGAAGGGCGAUACAUGUUAUCAGGUGGUUCAGAUGGUGUGAUUGUGCUUUAUGACCUUGAGAACUCCAGCAGACAACCUUAUUACACAUGCAAGGCGGUGUGUUCCAUUGGCAGAAACCAUCCUGAUGUUCACAAAUACAGUGUGGAGACGGUACAGUGGUAUCCUCAUGACACUGGCAUGUUCACAUCAAGUUCGUUUGACAAAACUCUGAAAGUAUGGGAUACAAAUACAUUACAAACUGCAGAUGUAUUUAAUUUUGAGGAAACAGUUUAUAGCCAUCACAUGUCUCCAGUCGCCACCAGGCAUUGCUUGGUAGCAGUUGGUACUAGAGGGCCGAAAGUACAACUUUGUGACUUAAAAUCGGGAUCCUGUUCUCACAUUCUACAGGGUCACAGACAGGAAAUAUUGGCAGUUUCCUGGUCACCACGCUAUGAUUAUAUCUUAGCAACUGCAAGUGCUGACAGCAGAGUAAAGUUAUGGGAUGUGAGGAGAGCAUCAGGAUGUUUGAUUACUCUUGAUCAGCAUAAUGGGGAAAAGUCACAAGCUGUUGAAUCAGCAAACACUGCUCAUAAUGGGAAAGUUAAUGGCUUAUGUUUUACAAGUGAUGGACUUCACCUCCUCACUGUUGGUACAGAUAAUCGAAUGAGGCUCUGGAAUAGUUCCAGUGGAGAAAACACACUAGUGAACUAUGGAAAAGUUUGUAAUGACAGUAGAAAAGGAUUGAAAUUCGCUGUCUCCUGUGGCUGCAGUUCAGAAUUUGUUUUUGUACCAUAUGGUAGCACCAUUGCUGUUUAUACAAUUUACUCAGGAGAACAGAUAACUAUGCUUAAGGGACAUUAUAAAAAUGUUGACUGCUGUGUAUUUCAAUCUAAUUUCCAGGAACUUUAUAGUGGUAGCAAAGACUGCAAUAUUCUUGCUUGGGUGCCAUCUUUAAGUGAACCAGUUCCGGAUGAUGAUGAGACUGCAACCAAAACACAACUGAAUCCAGCAUUUGAAGAUGCUUGGAGCAGCAGUGAUGAGGAAGGAUAGUACUGCUGUGCCUCUUCUGAUGAAACUUUUUAAAUGGAACUAUUCAUGUGUGUUUUGUUUUUUUAACUGUUUGAUCUAUUUCAGACAACUAAAUUAGCCCUGAAUUGGGGUGAUUUUUUUCCCCUGUGUUUGAAAAUAAGAUUAACAUUUGCCAAAAGUCCUAAAACAAUUCUGCAGUGUAUUUAAUCAAAACAUACCUCUUUGAUCACAGUUGCUGUGGCCUGGGACCGCCCUUCUUGUUGCAGUGCAAGAGCACAAGUCCUUGUGCUUCAGAUGACAACUGCAGAUUUUAUGAACCGUAAGAUGCAAUCUCAGAAGACCUGCAAAUGGAGGUGAUCAGCACGGACUUUCUCCUUUUGGCUGAACCCCUUCAAGAAUGAUUUCAUCAAGUAUGAUUGCAUCAAAGAUAGUAAUUGUGAUUAUAGCAUCAAGAUUAUUCUUUCUUAUUCAUACAUCCAGCAUUUUACAGUAAUUUCAUUUAACUGACCAUCGUCUAACUUUAUGUCAAACAUUUUUGGAUUUGCUGUCUCCCACAAUCUAAAAUGUUCAUCAUAGGAAGCAGUGGGAGGGGGAAUCCCUUGUUUGCUUUAUUUUAAUGGCAGAGGCAUUUGUACUCAUGCUUGAACUCCCUUUUCAUGAAACUGGUUAAGAUGUCCUGCUUCAUUCAUCCAAGCAGAAAAUGCCCUGGUAGGGAAUCUAGCAAAAACAUGAAAUGUUGUGGUAAGAGUUCUA